AUGAGCGAACGAAAGCAAGACAUUGAGGCCUUUCUCGACACGUAUCAAAAUCUGAUCGGAGCAUCACUCGCACCCAAGCAAGAUCAAUUGAUUGAAUUCAUUACCUAUCACGAGAAGGAUAAAACCUCUCCGAGAAAAUAUGUGUUCAUUACGAGCGGAAAGAUGAACGUACCACUUGAACGAAAUACCGUGAGAUAUAUUUCUAAUUUUUCAACAGGUCGCAGAGGAGCACAAUCGGCUGAAGAAUUUCUCAAGAAUGGAUAUGUUGUUGUAUUUUUGACUCAUGAAUCUGCAAAAAGACCGUUGAAUAUUUUGGAACAUGUAAAUCCUGACAGUUUCAUGUUGAAUGAGAUUGAUGGAUCGGUUUCAUUCUCAUCAUGCAAUGAAAAAUUAAAACAAUUGCUACGAAUUCGAAAAAAGGUGAAGGAUGAAAAAUUAUUGCUCGAGAUUACCUAUGACACACUUUUUGAAUAUUUAUUAAUGCUCAAAUUUAUUUGUAAAGAUGUUAUUGGUGAUUUGAAUUUAGGAAGAAGAGCUAUUUUAUAUGCAGCAGCUGCAGUCUCGGAUUUUUACAUUCCCUACGAUGAAAUGAGCGAACACAAGAUACAAUCACGAAAUGUACACGACGGUAAACUUGAGAUUGUAUUGUCACAAACUCCCAAAAUGCUGAAAUUGGUGAAAUCAGAAUGGUGUCCACAGGCCUUUGUUGUGACAUUUAAAUUAGAGUCAGAUGUGGGAAUUAUUGAUGAGAAGGUAAAACAAGCAAUGCAAAAUUACGGAAUGGAUAUUGUCUUGUCUAAUAUUUUGUCAACAAGAGAAACUAAAAUUUAUGUUCAUGACAAACAAGUAUUGGAAGAGAAGGUCACUUUCGAUUCUGGUCAAUUAGUUGAAAAGAGUUCGAAUCAGGAUUGUCUAGAAGUGGAAUUAAUUCCUCUUCUUUGCUCUAAACACAACCGCUACAUGAAGUCAACUUUGAGCGAAAGUGCUGGCUCUUCCAUGAUCAAUUAA
Messenger RNA from Naegleria lovaniensis, 1008 nucleotides. RefSeq lists its product as uncharacterized. NCBI's taxonomy places the organism in Eukaryota, Heterolobosea, Eutetramitea, Acrasida, Naegleriidae. Bases 1 to 1008 code for a protein of 335 amino acids. Gene Ontology annotation, biological process: coenzyme A biosynthetic process. Gene Ontology annotation, cellular component: nucleus; cytoplasm. Gene Ontology annotation, molecular function: phosphopantothenate--cysteine ligase activity. The record is from RefSeq and is a predicted model, not a curated record. The transcript is spliced from 3 exons.